Molecule: messenger RNA, 534 nt
Organism: Aegilops tauschii subsp. strangulata
Lineage: Eukaryota; Viridiplantae; Streptophyta; Magnoliopsida; Poales; Poaceae
Source: RefSeq, a predicted model, not a curated record
AUGGCCCCAGUGAGCCACACCUUCCUCCCCCUUUUCUCCUCUGCCCCCGCGCGCACCCCGCCCCCGCCGCCAGCCCCGUGCACCACCGCCGCACGCGCGUACGCGCAUCGCCCCCCCAGCGCCCGUCUGCUCCCGCCUCGCCGCACCCUGUGCGUGCCGCCCGCCCGUGCUGCGCCCCUGUUCGCGGUGCGCGCCCGCGCCCCGAACCACACGCCCGUCGACCGGCCUCCGUCGCCCGCGCCCCUCUCCUCUCGGUCACCGCCGCCCCGCUCGCUCUCCGCCGCGCCCAGACGCGCUCGCCCGCGCGCCCGCGUCGACCUCGCGCCGCGCGCCCCCCUUUCCCCCGUGCGCCCCGCGCCCGGGCUCCGGACGGGCUCGCGUCCGCCGCGCUCCUCGUCGGAGCCCCGCCUCCCCUGGCCCUGGCCGCCGGCGCCGGCGUGCGCCGUGCGCGCCCAGCGCCCUGCCCCGUUGCCCGUUCGGGCCGUGCCCACACCCCGCGCCCGUAGCCGCAGUGCCCCCUGGGCCACUGCCUAG